Phycodurus eques (leafy seadragon) is the source of this 3358-nucleotide messenger RNA. RefSeq names its product transcriptional adaptor 1 (gene tada1). Gene Ontology annotation, biological process: regulation of transcription by RNA polymerase II. The coding region runs from base 28 to 1038 and encodes 336 amino acids. The transcript has 8 exons. Gene Ontology annotation, molecular function: transcription coactivator activity. NCBI's taxonomy places the organism in Eukaryota, Metazoa, Chordata, Actinopteri, Syngnathiformes, Syngnathidae. The record is from RefSeq and is a predicted model, not a curated record. Gene Ontology annotation, cellular component: SAGA complex.
UGGAUAUUGACGUCAUCGUAUGAGGCCAUGACCGCCAUGGCAUCUCAUGCUAGCGAGCUUGAAAUUGCAAAGAAGAAUUUAACUGAUGCAAUUGGCGAUAAUGUGAAACACUACUGGGCAAACCUGAAACUAUGGUUCAAGCAGAAGAUCAGCAAGGAAGAGUUUGACAUUGAGGCACGACGUCUGUUGGCACAGGAAAACGUCCAUGUUCACAAUGACUUCCUCCUGGCAAUUCUGACACGCUGCCAGAUCAUUGUCUCCACUCCUGAGGGCGCUGGGCCAUUACAAUGGCAAGGUGGCUCUGCGUCAAAGCCAGGCAAACCGAAAGGAAAGAAGAAAUGUUCCUCUCGACAGAAGUUUGACCAUCGUUUCCAGCCUCAGAACCCUCUGAGCGGCGCGCAGCCCUUCAGCCCGCGGGAGGCGGUGGGUGAGGAUGACGAGCUGCGACUCAGCGCCCACACUUUGCUGCUGCCCACGCGGGGCCAACUGGAGGCCCGCAUGAUGGUGACGGGCUUCGAGCUGGGCCUGGAUAACGUCACAGAGGAGGCCGUCAGCGCAAUGACCUGUGCGGUGGAGCACCAUUUGAAAGACGUUUUGACUGCAGUGAUUUCCCGAAGGAAAGCGUAUCGCCUGCGGGACGGCCAUUUUCCUUACGCCUUCGGCAGCGAUGUCACACCGCAACCUUAUCUGAAGAACAGCCUCGCUGCCUAUCGCAGCGUCACCGAAUGCCCUCUUCCAAGCGCUUCUCUCCCUGCUGGCCCACCACCGCAGAUCUCCCCAGAUGAGGCGGAGCAGCAAGCGGUUCACUUGUUGGCUUGUUCUGCUCACAGCCUCCACACGGCCCUCCCACCUGUCACCAUGUUCGACCUCCUGGAGGCCUUACAGGUUCACCACGGAGUGAUGCCCUCCCACACCAUGUACGCGCUCAACAUGGAGCGCAUCCUGUCACGGCUCUGGCACCCCAGCCACGAAGAACUGGAGCAGGACCACGUGCACAGGCAGCGACUUGCUGCCAAAGACGGAGUGCCGAUCAGCUGAGAUUGACACAAUACACGGACACGGUGCGCGUAAUGAGUAGUUCUCCGGUGCACACGGACGCGACGUAGUGUGUCCAGACGCUGGCCCGCAUGUGGGAGCGCUGCACUUGUGUUGCACACACACAGGAUCGAUGGACCAAGAUGAAACAAAGCCAUUGGCUGGCGGACACGUGACUGUGUGUCAGCCUGGCCUCUCGUUUAUCGAGCGUGCAGAAAGGAAGCGAGGGUCUCCCAAACAUAUUGGUGCCAGAGAUUGCACCUACAUUAACAGUUCAAGGACCAUCACGCACCCAAUUCAGCUGCCAUCAGAAAAGGAUUUCAUUCCAUCAAUUUACUACUAAUCUGCGAUCCACAUUGCUUGGAGGAAUGCACAGAAUAUCUCCGUGGAUGUGCGCAAUGCGAGCUGUGGCUGAAGACUGCCUGUUCCCAAUAAUGCUUGCAUUACGGCCAUCCAUAAUUGCUUCUCCACUUCCAGUUAAAGAUGAUUGUCAUCAGUGGGCUUUGGCACGUUUUUUUUUUUUUUUUUUUUUUUUUUUUUGGCGGCAUUCAGUUUGAUGUCAAACCAUUUUUUUAUUUAGGAGACUACAUCUUUCUCUCAUUGAUAGAAUUAACAACAUCAGUUAAAUUCUUCCACUGUCCCACGUCAUUUUUCCCCACUGUUGGUAACACCCACAUUAAUUGUUCCAAACAGUAUUUUUAUUUUAUUUUUUCUGUAACCCAUCCAUCCAUUUUCUGAGCCGCUUCUCCUCACUCGGGUCGCGGGCGUGCCGGAGCCUAUCCCAGCUAUCAUCGGGCAGGAGGCGGGGUACACCCUCAACUGGUUGCCAGCCAAUCGCGGCGCACAUACAAACAAACAAACAACCAGUCGCACUCACAUACACAUCUACGGGCAAUUUGGAGUUGCCAAUUAACCUAGCAUGCAUGUUUUUGCGAUGUGGGAAGAAACCGGAGUGCCCGGAGAAAACCCACGCAGGCACGGGGAGAUCAUGCAAACGCCACACAGGCGAGGCCGGGGAUCGAACCCCGGCUCUCAGAACUGUGAGGCAGACGCUCUAACCAGUCGUCGGCCGUGCACCAUAAAGUCAAAUUACAGCUGCGUUGCAUUUUCCUCAAUCAAUUUGGCUUUCGCAGAAUUAACUUCCUCCUCCCUCUUUUCCAGAGAGCAUUCUUAAAGGGAUCGUUGCUACCACAUCUGGUCGAUUGGAGGCGUUUCUCAAUGCAAAUGAGGCUAAAUGUGCACGUUUGUGGAAGUUAAGACCAGCUGGGAUGUUUCAACACACAUCACUUACUGGUGUGUGCGUGCGCGUGAUUUUAUUUGAAUUUUUAUUUCUACACAUGAAAUUUCAGUCGUACAAAUGAACUUCGAAGCUCUUUCUAGGCACUGUUUUUACUACCGGCUUUUUUGCCAGCCAGUUGUCACCUGCAGCUGCAGCUCCAUAGCCAGAAUUUAAAGUGUUUGCUUCUAGAAUUUAGCGGCAACUAUGAAACUAUUUCCGAGGUUGGGCAGUGUUCCUUUUCAGGGUCGCGAAGCCGACGACGUGGGCCGUUGAUGACCCACGAGAGCAUUUGAAACCGGCCAGGCGUACAAAUACAACCUCGGGGAACUAUUUUUAAAAGCCCCAAAAUUAACCUACAAAUGCUCACACUACAUGUUAAUAAGCAUUUUAAAGCAUUAUAUGUGCGACCAAUUUACAUAUUCAAAUGAAGUCAAUUCAAAGAAAGUGGUAGAAAAAAAAAAGUUCUGAAUUUGAUCAUUUAUAUUGGUUGCACGAUUAAAAUAUGGUAAACUGACAUACUUUUCCCUCUUCUUGCAAACAAAAUAUACGUCGUUUUACCGCAUUUUAAUCGUGAGCGAGUUACCGAUCUAAAUGUUCGAAUUAAGUAAAUUCAAAGGACGUUUUCCCCCAAUGUCACACUGUGAGGAAAUCGAAAGAUAUCAAGUGCUUGAAAACAUUGCAAAGCAUACUUGGGAGGGGGGGAUAUUUGGCCAAAGUUUGAGGACUUGUACAUAAAUUGCAAGUGUCUCGUUGUAAGACUGGUUCAACAAAUCCCAACGCCGCCAUGUUAACUGAAACACAGGUACAAUGAUGCUUCGAAGUCCUGGCACUCAAACGCAGUCUUAAGAGUGAUCGCAUGUGGGUGACAAAAGGGACCGGACUCUGCUCUGUCCUCAGUGUGUGUUUGACGUUUUCAGAAAUAUAUAUAUAUAUAUAUAUCUUUUAUAAAGCUUUUUUUAAUGUACAGUUAAGUUUAUAUAUAUAUAUAUAUAUAUGUGUAUAUAUGAAUUUCUUUUGUAAAGCUUUUCUUUUUAACGUACAGUG